Messenger RNA from Sphaeramia orbicularis (orbiculate cardinalfish), 2532 nucleotides. Its product is annotated as macrophage-expressed gene 1 protein-like. Bases 157 to 2232 code for a protein of 691 amino acids. The transcript has 3 exons. NCBI's taxonomy places the organism in Eukaryota, Metazoa, Chordata, Actinopteri, Kurtiformes, Apogonidae. Gene Ontology annotation, biological process: defense response to bacterium. The record is from RefSeq and is a predicted model, not a curated record.
CCUCCUCUUGUAGCUGUCUUUUGCUUUCACUCACAGUUGUGUGUUGGAUUAUGGAAUGAUACAACAGAAAAACAAGCUGUGACUGAAUAUACGCCCAAACUCCUUCACUUGAACAGAAAGAGGAACUUGACUUGCGCCUUAAACGCAGGUGUCAUCAUGAAAGCAAUAGUGAUCUUCCUAGUUCUUUGUCUCAUCGAUGGGCGGCCCUCUGUUCCCAUCCCCCACUCACCCAACGGGAUCAGACAAUGUCGUGCCUCCACAGGCCUCUCCAUCACAGCCAUGGAGGUGCUGCCCGGUGGAGGCUGGGACAACCUUCGAAACAUAGACAUGGGUCGAGUCAUGAACAUGAGCUUCACCUACUGUCAGACCACUGAGGACGGGCUCUACUUCAUUCCAGAUGAGGUGUUUGUAAUCCCCCGAAAGGAGACGGGUGUGGAGACCAACUCGGAAAUUAUCACUUCCUGGAUGCAGCAGACCAGCGUAACAUCUCACUCCAUAAAUGCAGACGUCUCCUUCUUCUCUGUGCUCAAUGGGAAAUAUUCUGAAGAGAACCAACGGAUGAAAACACAUCAGGUCAAAGACUCUGCGACCAUGGCCAGAGUCCAGGUUCGUAACGUCAUCUACACCGUUAAGGCUUACCCUGACUUCACUCUGGACUCUCGCUUCGCUCAGCAAGUCAAAGAAGUUGCUGAUGCUAUUGAAAACAACCAGACCAGGAAUGCAGCCUAUCUAUCAGAGAAGAUGGUCGUGGACUAUGGAACCCACGUUAUCACUAGUGUUGAUGCUGGAGCUGUAUUAGCGCAGGAGGACUACCUCCGCUCUGCAUAUGUCACAGACAGUCAAUCAGACACCUCAUCUGUUAAAGCUCAAGCCGGCUUAAACUUUUUUGACAAAGUCAAAUUUGACAUCAGCAGUCAGGACACCCAGAAGAGCUCAACACUUCAUGGCUAUCAGUCCAACAUUCAGUACUCUAUUGUUCAAAGCCACGGUGGUGUGCCUUUCUAUCCUGGUAUCACUCUGCAAAAGUGGCAAGAGAGCACUAGAAACAACCUGGUCGCUAUUGAUCGGUCAGGAUUACCCUUGCACUAUUUCAUAAACACCAACACCUUCCCUGACCUGCCUCAGCCUACUGUUGGAAAGGUGGCUCUCGCGGUGAGCCAGGCCGUGGAGCGCUACUACAAGGUCAACAAACGUCCUGGCUGUGUUGACAUCAACUCAAAGAACUUCAACUUUCAGGCCAAUAUUGACGAUUCAUCCUGUGAGGGUCCUGCUACAAACCUCAGCUUUGGUGGUGUCUAUCAGGAGUGUUACUUGUACAGCUCAGAUGCAGGUCCACUUUGUGAGGAACUGGAGCAGAAAAACCCAGCCACGGGUGACUUCUCCUGCCCGUAUCCUUACGGGGCCACUUUACUGAGAUCUGAACUGAGAGAACAGGGUUACUAUUUUCGCCAAUGCUAUGGUCAAUUCUGUCAGGACCAGUAUUACGUUCGCAGUGCUACUAUUAACACAUACUGGUGCUCAGUUAAUGGAAAGGCGCCAGAUAACUCUGGGUAUCUGUUUGGAGGCAUCUACAGCCCCUCACUCCUGAAUCCCAUCACCAAUUCCAAAAGCUGCCCUGCUAGUUUCAUUCCAGUCAAAUUUCUCUCUGAUGGCCAGGUGAUUUGUGUAAGUAAAGACUAUGAAGCUGGUACCAGAUCCUCUGUUCCAUUUGCAGGCCUCUUUAGCUGUGAGUCAGGCAACCCACUAGCAAAUGGACAAUGGCGCUGUCCUCCCAAAUUUAGCCAACACCUUGCUACAGUCAGCGAUGGGUGUGAGAUUCUUUAUUGUGUUCAGUCUGGAUUGUUCACAGGUGGUCAACUGCAACCUGUCCAUCUGCCUCCUUUUACUAAACCUUCUCUGAUCAGCAUGCAGCGCACCAACACAGUUAUGGUGAUGACAGAGGGGGAUAAGACCUGGGUCAGGGUGGGCCAGACCAAGAUGUGGAAACUGGCUAAACCAGAGGAACUAAAGGAGGUGAUGACGGACUUCGAUCCAGAAUCUAAGUCUAUGUCUGGUGGUGCGAAAGCAGGGGCAGCCUUCGGGGUGCUGGGGUUGCUGGCGGCGGUCAUAGUGGUAGGGGUCCUGGUAAAGAGAAAGCUGUCUGGAUCUCUGACGGCUAGAGGCUAUCAAGAAAUACAGGGAGGGACUGAGGAUACUGAUGAGCAAAGGUUUCCGAUGCAGGAGGAGGCUUAAAGCAGAGCGCACAGCAGGGACAGACGGCAAAAUGUUGAAUGUUCUGUAGCUUGAAUCUCGUUGUGUUAAAUACUGUCACACCAAACUGUGCAUCAGAAACAAAUGCAGAAGCUGCUUUUACAGUGAACCAACACUGCCCCCAUGAGGUCAAAAGCCAGACGUGACAUACAGCCAUGGAAAUAAUUAUUAGUACACCCUUGAUUCUUCAAUUUCUUUUUCAAUUUAAUUCCUGGUACAACUAAAGGUACAUUUGUUUGGACAAAUAUAAUGAUAACAACAAUAAUAGAUCAAAAGAGUUUA